Aureobasidium melanogenum CBS 110374 is the source of this 1605-nucleotide messenger RNA. RefSeq names its product DUF580-domain-containing protein. Bases 1 to 1605 code for a protein of 534 amino acids. NCBI's taxonomy places the organism in Eukaryota, Fungi, Ascomycota, Dothideomycetes, Dothideales, Saccotheciaceae. The transcript has 6 exons. Gene Ontology annotation, molecular function: transmembrane transporter activity. The record is from RefSeq and is a predicted model, not a curated record. Gene Ontology annotation, biological process: transmembrane transport. Gene Ontology annotation, cellular component: plasma membrane.
AUGGCCGGCGGUGAAGCAAACAGCUACUAUCAGAUGCCGGAUGGCGAUGGCCAAAAGGACUAUCCUAUGCAACCUCAGCAAGCCUACAACCAGAAUGGCCAAUACCAGCAGCCCUACCAGAAUGGCCAGGGCUAUUCGCAACCUCCUCCCAAUUACGGCCAGAACUUCAACCCUCGUCCUGACAUGAAUGGUUACGACAACAAGCCUACCUUCGAGCAGGCUUUCAAGAUUGACAAGCCAAAGUGGAAUGACUGGUGGGCUGGUCUUCUUUUCCUCGCCGUCUUUGCUGGAUAUGUCGCUGUCUCUGGUAUCGCACUUCAGGGCUACGCUGCGACCAAGGGAUUCAAUGGUGGUGGUAUCUACGACAGCAACAAUGACUUCGGCCUUGACACCAACACCAUCGUCCUCUUCGUCUUCUGUCUUGCCAUGGCUAUGGUACUUAGUUAUAUCUAUGUCUGGUUAGCACGCGCAUUCACGAAGCAAUUCAUCUGGAUUACCGGUAUUGUUCACAUCAUUGCUGGUUUUGCGACCGCCAUUUACAUGCUGUCGAGAAAAUACUGGUCAGGCGGAAUUGUCUUCCUCAUCUUCGCUAUCUUCACCGUGGUCUGCUUCAUCUCUUGGAUUCCUAGAAUUCCUUUUAGUGUAGUUAUGCUACAAACAAGCAUUGACGUUUCCAAAAAGUUUGGACAUGUCUAUCUCGUUUCGCUUGUUGGCGGUGUUCUCGCAACUGCACUUGGUGCCUGGUUCUCGGUCACUUUCGUUGCGGUGUAUGUGAAAUAUGAACCAGGCGCAAAUCCAGCCUGUUCCACCGGCGCUGGUGGCUGUUCAAGCGCCAAGGUUAUCGGUCUGCUUGUCUUCAUCACGUUUGCGAUGUAUUGGAUCUCCGAAUUCCUCAAGAACACGAUCCAUGUGAUCAUCUCUGGAGUUUACGGCUCAUGGUACUUCUGUUCGCACAACCCUCCCAAGAACAUUACCCGAGGAGCCGCCCGCCGCUCUUUGACCUACAGCUUCGGAAGUAUCAGUCUUGGAAGCUUGGUUGUCGCACUCAUCAACAUGCUCAGACAAGCAUGCAGUAUUGCACGACAGCAGGAAGCAAAUUCUGGAAACAUUGCUGCCGACAUCGCGCUUUGCAUUCUCCAGUGUCUUAUUGGAAUUCUGGACUGGGUUGUCCAGUUCGUCAACAGAUACGCUUUCAGCUAUAUCGCGCUUUACGGCAAGGCCUACAUCCCCGCCGCCAAGGACACUUGGACUUUGAUCAAAGACCGAGGCAUCGAUGCGUUAGUCAACGAGUGCUUGAUUGGCCCCGUCCUGACCCAAGGCGCUACGGCCAUCGCUUACCUGUGCGCUCUUUUGGCCUACCUGUACCUGAUCUUCACCUCGCCUGCGUACAACAGCAACGGCGAGUACACACCCGUUGUUGUUGCAUUCGCAUUCUUGAUUGGUUUGCAAAUCGCUAACAUCUUCACAACCCCGCUAAGCAGUGGCAUCGACACUAUAUUCGUUGCUGCAGCUUUCGACCCGCAAGUCAUGAUCACAGAGCACCCGGACCUGUACGCCAAGAUGGUGUCGACAUAUCCUCAUGUUCAACAGGCCAUCCAUGCCUAG